CAUUCCCCACAAACCAAAACAAAAGACCAUUUGCCAAAAAACCAAAAAAAAUGCCAUCAACUGAUCAUCCUAAUUGUGGUCGAGUAAUACCAACAAAACCAAAUGGUUGCUCUUCUUUAGGCAUUCCACCACCCGAACCCGAACACCUUCCCUGUCCAAGAUGUGACUCCACUAAUACUAAAUUUUGUUACUAUAAUAACUAUAACUUUUCUCAGCCACGUCAUUUUUGUAAAGGUUGUCGCCGUUAUUGGACUCACGGUGGCACCCUUCGUGACAUUCCUGUUGGUGGAGGAAGUCGCAAAAAUGCCAAAAGAUCACGUGUUCACCACGCUGGGACAAACACUUAUAAUGUUGGUUUGAGUAACACUACUACUAGUACAACAACUACUAGUGGUGGUGUUAGUGGGGGCAUUGAGUACCGACAUAUGGGGGCACAACCUUUUUUGUUGCCGGGUGUGAGUAUGAGUAUGUGUGAUAGUUUUACUUCUUUGUUGAAUAGUACUAAUGGGCCUGGUGGGUUUUUUGGGCUGGGGUUUGAAGACAAUGGGUUUGGAAUUGGAAGGGCUAUUUGGCCUUUUUCUGGGAUGGGGCUUAGUGUUGGUGGUGGUGGUGAUCAUGGUGGUGUUUAUGGUGGUGGGAUUAAUGCUACGUGGCAGGCUGGGAAUGGUGGAGAGAAUGGACUUGGUGUUGGUGUUGGUGGUGGAGAGUGUUUUACUUUGCCUGAACUUGCUAUUUCAACUCCAGGAAUGAUAUGAUAGUAUGUAAUGAAAUGAAAUGAAGAGUAAAUUACUAAUUAGAAGUGGGUACGUUAUUCAAGUAAUGAUAGGUUAGAGGUGUUAAUUAUGUGGUGUGGUUAAAUGUGUCGGUAGAUUAUUACUUUUUACUAUCUGGUUUUUACCUAGCUAGUAUGAGAAAACAAAGUUUUUAAUUUUUUAUUAUUGUCUUCUAAUGUUAUCCAUGGAAAUUUCCUUCGAGAUUCAAA
Molecule: messenger RNA, 982 nt
Organism: Erigeron canadensis
Lineage: Eukaryota; Viridiplantae; Streptophyta; Magnoliopsida; Asterales; Asteraceae
Product: dof zinc finger protein DOF3.4-like
Exons: 1
Coding region: 51-755 (234 amino acids)
Biological process (GO): regulation of DNA-templated transcription
Molecular function (GO): DNA binding; DNA-binding transcription factor activity
Source: RefSeq, a predicted model, not a curated record